AUGCUCGUCAAGGCCACCACCCUCCUCACCCUCCUCGCCGCCGUCAAGGCCAUCUCCAUCACCCAGCCCACCGACAACACCAAGUGGAACGGCGGUGAGACCACCACCAUCACCUGGACCUCUGUCUCGACCGACGAGGACACCUUCAACCUCGCGAUCAAGGACAAGAACAACGACGUCAAGAUCAUUGCCGAGAACGUUGACACCAACUCGCACUCGUACUCGUACACCCCCGACGCCAACGCCGACGGCGACUUCAACAUCCAGAUCCUCUCUGCCAAGAAGAACCAGCAGAACGCCAUCCUUGCCGAGUCGGGCUUCUUCGAGAUCCAGCCCUCGACCAACGCCAACGCCGCCCAGUCCUCGGACUCGGAGUCCUCCGCUUCGGCCACCACCUCGGCUGACGCCAAGACCUCGUCCGCCAUCCCCAACAAGCUCACCAGCCCCUCGGCUGACAUCAAGUCGGGCGCCGCCGGCCAGACCCUCUCCAUGUCCGCGGGCGAGAACCAGCCCUCGGCCCAGGCCACCAACGGCAACACCAACGGUGCCGCUGCCGCUCCCUCUGGCUCUGCUGCCGCCGGCACCAAGGAGGCUGGCGCUGCUUCGGCCCUCGUCCCCUCGCUCGCUCUUGUUGGUGGCUCGCUCCUCGCCGCCCUCCUCUAA
This is a messenger RNA of Trichosporon asahii var. asahii CBS 2479, 663 nucleotides long. RefSeq lists its product as uncharacterized. The record is from RefSeq and is a predicted model, not a curated record. The transcript has a single exon. NCBI's taxonomy places the organism in Eukaryota, Fungi, Basidiomycota, Tremellomycetes, Trichosporonales, Trichosporonaceae. Bases 1 to 663 code for a protein of 220 amino acids.